AUGGGCAUGACCAUUAGAACCAAAGAUGCAAUUUUUAUGUUCUCUUUGUUCUCCUUCCUCUGUUUUUAUACUCUGUUUUCACAUGCAGCCAAUUCCAUCACACGGGGAAAAUCUAUCAGAGAUGGUGACACUUUGGUGUCAGAAGGUCUCAACUUCGAAAUGGUUUUCUUCGGUUUUGAUAAUUCCUCUUCAAGAUACGUUGGGAUUUGGUACUAUAAGAUUCCUAGUUUAGCGUAUGUAUGGGUUGCAAAUAGAGAAAACCCCGUCAACGGCAAAGGAGGUGCUAUCACAAUGAAAAGUGAUGGUAACUUGGUUGUCCUUGAUGGAGAGAACAAAGAAGUGUGGUCGAGUAACGUGUCAAUUCCUAUGAACAACUCAGAGGUUGUUCUUAAAGAUGAUGGCAACCUUGUUCUUUCAGACACAGAAAAAUUGGUGUGGCAAAGCUUCGAGGACCCAACUGAUUCAUUUCUGCCAGGUAUGCAAGUUCCUGCUAGUGGUGGAAUGAGGCAUGAACCUUCUUUCAGGUCGUGGAAAUCAGCAACGGAUCCUUCACCGGGGAACUUCACAAUGGGGGUUGAUUCUGAGGCAGCACCACCACAGAUAGUGAUUUUCGAGGGAGAGAAAAGGAGGUGGAGAAGUGGGUAUUGGGAUGGUAGAGUAUUCACAGGUGUGUCCAAUAUGACAGGAAGUUAUCUAUAUGGUUUUAGACUUAAUACUGAUGAUAACGGUGGAAGGUACAUUGUAUAUGACAAAUUGAAUAAAAAUGAUAAGGUGAGGUUUCAGGUAGGUUGGGAUGGAUAUGAAAGGAGGUUCUUGUGGAAUGAAGAUGAGAAACGAUGGAUUGUUACACAAAGUGAGCCUUAUUAUCAAUGUGAGUUUUAUAAUUUUUGUGGAAGUUUUGCAGUGUGUGAUUUGUCUAAUUCACCUGUCUGUAGUUGCAUGCAAGGGUUUGAACCAAGGAAUAGGGAUGAAUGGAAUAGUGGGAAUUGGUCUGGGGGGUGUGAGAGGAUGACUCCGCUGAAGGCUGAGAGAGCUAGUAAUGGUUCUGGAACAAUGGUCAGUGUUGGAGAAGAUGGUUUCUCGGAGCGAAAGUUUAUGAAGUUGCCAGAUUUUGGACAUUUGGUAAAUGCUUUUGACAAUGAGGACUGUGAGCGCAGUUGUCUGCAAAAUAGUUCUUGUACUGCAUAUGCAAAUAAUCUUGGAAUUGGGUGCCUGCUUUGGUAUGGGGAGUUGGUUGAUGUUCAACACUUAGACAAUCUUGGAAAUGUACUGAACAUCCGUCUUGCUGAAUCUGAUUUAGGUGAUGGGGAGAAAAAGACCAAGAUUUGGAUAAUAUUAGCUGUUGUGGUGGGGUUGAUCUGCCUUGGAAUCCUUUUAUUGCUUGUAUGGAGGUUUAAGGGAAAAUUCAAAGUUUCCUCAGUUUCUGCUCGCAACAAUAGUAGUAAUAUACCAGUCUUUGAACCAACCAAGAGUAAAGACUUAUCAGCAGAAUUUUCAGAAUCAGCCGAGCUCAGCUUGGAAGGGAAUCAACUAAGUGGAGCAGAACUUCCAUUGUUCAAUUUUAGUUGCAUUUUAGUAGCAACAAACAAUUUCUCAGAAGAAAAUAAGCUUGGACAAGGGGGAUUUGGUCCUGUCUACAAGGGAAAGCUUCCAGGGGGAGAACAAAUAGCUGUCAAGAGGCUUUCAAGACGGUCUAGCCAAGGUUUAGAGGAGUUCAAAAAUGAAAUGAUGCUAUUUGCCAAAUUACAACACAGAAAUUUGGUUAGACUAUUGGGAUGUUCCAUUCAAGGGGAAGAAAAAUUACUAAUAUAUGAAUACUUGCCAAACAAAAGCUUAGACUGUUUUUUAUUUGAUCCAGUCAAGCAAACACAACUAGACUGGGCAAGGCGCUGUGAAAUCAUUGAGGGCAUUGCAAGAGGGCUACUUUAUCUGCAUCGGGAUUCAAGACUUAGAAUAAUUCAUCGAGAUCUAAAAGCAAGCAAUAUUUUGUUGGAUGAAAACAUGAACCCAAAAAUUUCAGACUUUGGGUUGGCUAGGAUAUUUGGGGGAAACCAAAAUGAAGCCAAUACAACCAGAGUGGUUGGUACAUAUGGUUAUAUGUCUCCAGAAUAUGCAAUGGAAGGUCUAUUUUCAGUCAAAUCUGAUGUCUAUAGUUUUGGAGUAUUAUUACUAGAGAUUGUAAGUGGUCGCAAGAACACUAGCUUCCGGCACUCAGACGAUUCAAGCCUCAUAGGAUAUGCCUGGCAUCUUUGGAGUGAACAGAGAAUAAUGGAGCUUGUUGAUCCUUCCAUUCACGAUUCAACCCCAAAGAGUAAAGCUUUGAGGUGCAUACACAUAGGGAUGCUAUGCGUGCAAGAUUCAGCUGCUCAUAGACCAAACAUGUCAUCCGUGGUGUUAAUGCUGGAAAGUGAAGCCACAACUCUUCCCUUGCCAAAACAACCUUUGCUUACUUCCAUGAGGAGAUAUGAAGAUAAAGAAUUUUACACCGAAGGUCUUGAUGUGUCAAAUGAUUUGUCAGUUACAAUGGUGACAGGGAGAUAG
Molecule: messenger RNA, 2541 nt
Organism: Abrus precatorius (Indian licorice)
Lineage: Eukaryota; Viridiplantae; Streptophyta; Magnoliopsida; Fabales; Fabaceae
Product: G-type lectin S-receptor-like serine/threonine-protein kinase B120
Exons: 7
Coding region: 1-2541 (846 amino acids)
Biological process (GO): recognition of pollen; protein phosphorylation
Molecular function (GO): ATP binding; protein serine/threonine kinase activity
Source: RefSeq, a predicted model, not a curated record